GGCUCCACCCAGCCUCUUAAGUACAUGACUGGGCUAUGAGCAAACAAACUCCAUCUAGACUUCACACCCGCUGAUAUCGCAUUCACGUUCGCACACACAGCCACGGCACAGAGGAGACGCAGACUUUCACACAGCAUCAUGGCCGUCACGCUCUGUCAGGUGCUGGGCCUCAUCCUGAGUUUGAUAGGGUUGGUGGGAAUCAUCGCUGCCACAGCAAUGGACCAAUGGGCCACAGAGGACCUCUCCGACAGCAUUGUGACGGCCGUGUACUCGUACUCAGGCCUGUGGAGGUCAUGCGUCCGGCAGAGCUCCGGCCUAACUGAGUGCCGACCUUAUUAUACCAUUCUGGGGUUGCCAGCUCUGCUCCAGGCCGUCCGGGCCUUGAUGAUUGUCGGCAUCAUCCUCGCAGCAAUUGGCUGUUUGAUCGGCAUAUUUUCACUGAAGUGCUUGAAAAUGGGGAACAUGGAGGACAAAAUGAAAGCCAUAAUGACUCUGACGGCCGGGAUCAUGUUUCUCGUUGCAGGUAUCUGUGGCAUCGCUGGAGUCUCAGCCUUUGCUAACUUGAUAGUGCAAAGUUUUCGCUUCACAACGUACACUGAGGAGUUCAACAUUUAUGGAGGAACAGGCAUUGGUGGACUCUCAGCAGGUCUGACUCCGAGAUAUACGUUUGGCCCGGCUCUUUUCGUGGGCUGGAUUGGUGGUGCCAUAUUGGUCAUUGGCGGCAUCAUGAUGAGCCUGGCGUGUCGUGGAAUGACUCCAGAGAAGAAUGAGCGCUACAAUGGAAUGGCCUACAAAGCUGCGUCUCAACAGGCCUACAAGUACGACACCAGACCCCGUCCAGUCUUUAAUGAUUCACACAAGGCUCAGAGUGUGGAGGGAAGACAGUCAAACCAGAGAGUUGAUUAUGUGUAGCUUAUUAUUAUCUAUUUUUGACAUACAAAUUCUGUAUCAUGAUGUAUAAGAAAUUAGAGUUAUCUCCAUGUACACAAAUAUCAUUGUGAUCGUUUAAAAAGUAACUAGCAAACCUAACAGUUAAGUUAGCUUAAGUGGAUACAAGGUUUUUUUCUCUGUGUUUUACCUUGUAUGUAGGUAGUUAAUGAAGGGUGUGAAUUAUUAACCUCUUGAACCCUGCACUAAACAUUUUCAUUUGCAGUUCUUGUCUUUCUUUAUCUUUAUAAUAAAGGUUAGCAUCAGUUUUUAGCCAAGAUUUUUACUUGCAUAACUGUUGUGAUAUACUGCCUUUGUAUACUAUAUGAAAUGCACAUUAAAUACUCUCUAUAUAAUGAAUAGAAUACAACCCCUAGCUUUUCUAGAUCAGGUUGAUUUAUGGAUUUAUUUUCUUUUCGAGACUAUGUAGUAUACAUAAUUCAAAUAAUUGAAAGAUGAUUUCACACAUAUUGAACGAGUGGAGGGAAAUGUUAAAAAAGAUGAAUGAAUCAAUUAAGUUGUUACAAGUUACUAUAACUCAGUCUGAAACAAAGUGCUCCAAGAGCAUAGACACGUUCACCAGCCUAUUCAUUGAUAUUAUCACUUUAUAUGCCAACAUUCUUGGAAAAAGUCCAAAAUUUCACAAAAACUAAGAAAGAAAAUGCCCUAUUUACAAUUUUACAUGAAGUGAAAAGUUAUUCCUGUAUGCUUAUCUUUAAAUUAGAGCCACUUUAGCCCACCCUUUUGCCAGGUGUCGGGAAGACUUUAUGUAAUCCUGGUAACAACCACACAGACAGACAAACAGAAAAACAUAACCUUCUUAACAAAUUUAACACACAUCCAUGAUGUUGAUUGUGUUGUUUAUCCUAUUACUGGAUGCAGCAGUCAUCAGUUUAUCUGUGGUUCGUGCCUGUUAUCUCCGGCCCUACAGCCUUCACACGAUAAAUACAGUAUUGAGUUAGCACAUUGCUUUGUUUAACUGAAUGAAUCUCAUGUGAAUCUGGUUCACUCGUCUGUACAGAGACACAGUUUUCAAUCCUUGUGGCGUAUGUUUAAAUUUCCCAGGGCACUUGAAGACACUUUUAUUGAUAAGAACAUUAAAGGCAUGUAAGUGGACAUUUGAUUGCACCAAAAGAGAGAGCGAAUAAUUCACCAAUUGUCUUACAGAUUGUAGAAAAUUAAAUAUUUGUUUUAUAUGUAUGUAUUGUUUAAAUUACAUGUGGUGUUACAGUGAAUAUGCAGGAUAUGUCAAUACUACAUUAUCAGUAUUUUGGCUCACAACUCAACAGUUCAAAUAAAUAAUAGUGUUGCUUUUGGAAAUACAUAGAUAUUUUUUAGAUGCAUCACAGAUAAUCAGAUGCAGUGUUGCAUUAUAAUUAAUUUUGCUGUUCCACAUCAGUCAUGAAACCACAAUUAAAUGUUUAGCUGAAAUAAAUUAAUGAUUACAUGUUCAAAAUUUUCUUCUAAGAUUUAGAUUAAGAUACAUAUGCAAUCAUACACAGUACAAUGUGCAGUGAAAUCCUGCUACCGACUACUGUUAUAUACUCUUAUGUACUAGGUGUAAUCGUGUGCUUUUUCUUUUGAUUUGUCAUUAAAAAAAGUUCAGUUGUCUGAACUAUUCAUCUGAUUCACAUAA
Messenger RNA from Solea senegalensis (Senegalese sole), 2563 nucleotides. Its product is annotated as claudin-18-like. NCBI's taxonomy places the organism in Eukaryota, Metazoa, Chordata, Actinopteri, Pleuronectiformes, Soleidae. Gene Ontology annotation, biological process: cell adhesion; bicellular tight junction assembly. The transcript has 5 exons. Gene Ontology annotation, molecular function: structural molecule activity. The coding region runs from base 139 to 912 and encodes 257 amino acids. Gene Ontology annotation, cellular component: plasma membrane; bicellular tight junction. The record is from RefSeq and is a predicted model, not a curated record.